AUGGAUAACGAGAUUAAAUAUUUAAGUAGUAGUCUGGUGGAUGUUGAUGAUAUAGGUAUCGAUGUUUACAUUCAACAACAACAACAACUACAGAAUGAACAACAAGACAAUAAUAAGACAUCAGAUGACAAGUCACAGAUUGAUCCACAAAAGAUAGUUGAUACAUUCAUCAAGACAUUGGUCGACGUGUUCAAGGACUGCAUCGAGAGAAUUGAUAAUGGCACUGCAAAGGACGCCAUCGACCUCUUCCAGCCAUACAUCGAUCAGCAGCAGUUCACCAUGCUGCGCGAUAUGUCUACAAAGAUCUGUGGCGACGCUGCCGCCCAGCUCGACGGCAACGAGAUGCAGAUUGCCGCGCUCGACUCUUACUUGCGUCCAGUUGGCGCUGCCGCUCGCUUCACACCAUUGCGCGCCGCCAACAAGACCAAGCAGGGCGCACCCACCAACGCCGUCUCUGGCAACAAGGCCGCCUCGUAUCAAUCGAGCUCGCCACAGGCUGGCGCCAUGGGUGGUGCCGCACCCGCGCGUCGCAGUCGCGAGACCAAGGAGGGCUUCCCCCUGAACUGGGGCUCAAUCAUUGCGAUGGCCGCCAACAUCAACCUCGAUCAGAUCAAGUCCAUGAUGAACGUGCUCAUCAUGAUCCUCACGCACACGCCCAUCCCCGUCAUACUGCGUGAGCUCCAUCGCUUCCGCAUGAUCACCUCUGUCUUCUUCGACCUGGUCUAUGCCAUCUACCGUGGAGACAUCCCGGUCUCUGUCACCAAAUACAUUCACAGCUUUGGCAACAAGAAGAGGUUCGGAUUCCUUAGAUUGACAACACUGAUCCUCUACCUGUCAUACCUCUACAAAAUAAUCAAUCCACCUCCAAUGACUCCAUCGGACCUUAUCCAAUUCUGUAAAGCAUACCUGGCCUCCAAGUUAUAA
Messenger RNA from Acytostelium subglobosum LB1, 924 nucleotides. RefSeq lists its product as hypothetical. Bases 1 to 924 code for a protein of 307 amino acids. Lineage: Eukaryota; Evosea; Eumycetozoa; Acytosteliales; Acytosteliaceae. The record is from RefSeq and is a predicted model, not a curated record. The transcript has 2 exons.